This is a messenger RNA of Camponotus floridanus (Florida carpenter ant), 1654 nucleotides long. RefSeq names its product putative inorganic phosphate cotransporter. Gene Ontology annotation, cellular component: plasma membrane. The transcript is spliced from 7 exons. Gene Ontology annotation, molecular function: transmembrane transporter activity. The record is from RefSeq and is a predicted model, not a curated record. Gene Ontology annotation, biological process: transmembrane transport; monoatomic anion transport. Bases 1 to 1497 code for a protein of 498 amino acids. NCBI's taxonomy places the organism in Eukaryota, Metazoa, Arthropoda, Insecta, Hymenoptera, Formicidae.
AUGGCGUCGUCUGUGCGAAAGAAGAGAGUCUCCAUCGUCUCUCUCUCAGAGAAGAUGAAGAUUCCAUCAAAUAAACCUAAAGCGCGAUUCGGAUGCAGACACACGCAGGUGAUGCUCAUGGGCUUGAGCUUCUUUUGCUGUUACGCUGUCCGAGUGACGACCUCGGUGACCCUGGAGGCGAUGACUAAUGCAAACAGCGCUAAUCCCGAUUUCGAAGAGUUUGCCUGGAGCGAAUCGGUCAAACAUAUGAUCCUCAGUUCCUUCUUCUGGGGCUACACCUGCACGCAAAUACCCGCGAGCAUCAUCACCCAGCGAUGGAGCGCCCAGGGACUGUUCUCGGUGACCCUUAUCAUCGCCGGUCUGCUGACCCUCGGCAGUCCGUUCGCCGCUCAUUAUGGUGGCUGGCAGGCGAUGAUCGCUGCCAGAAUAAUUUGCGGCCUCGCUCAAGGUGCCGCUCUACCGUGUCUUCAUACCUUGUUAUCCAAGUGGUCGCCACCCGAGGAACGUGGAAGACUAUCAACAUUCGUUUAUUCCGGUGGCUGGAUUGGAAACGUAAUAUGUUUGUUGAGUACUGGUUUCCUCUCAGCAUCAUCAAUUGGCUGGCCCAGCUGUUUUUACGUUUGGGGAAGCUGCAGCAUCUUGUGCGGUAUCAGUUUUUACAAAUUUGGCAAGGACUCGCCCUCUGAACAUGCCAGUAUACCUUCCGAUGAAAAGGAGUAUAUCGAGAUGAGCCUGGGAGCAACAGAGGUCGAUGAGAAACCUUCCACUCCAUGGAUAUCCAUAUUGAAGAGUCUUCCAGUUUGGGCACUAUUAGCGACGCAAUGCGCGCAAUCCUGGGGAUUCUGGAUGCUGCUGACGGAAAUCCCGUCCUAUAUGGCUUCGGUCAUGCAUUUCGACAUCAAGAAAAACGGUUUGAUGACUGCACUGCCAUACUUGACAGCGUGGAUCGUCAGUUUCCCCAUCAGUUAUGUGUCCGAUAUAUGCAUCCGGAGGAACAUUGUGUCGACCCAAAUGUCACGGAAGAUCUGCAACACGCUUGGCCAGUGGACGCCGGCGAUCGCGUUGAUCGGACUGGGUUACACGAGACAGGAUCAGCCGGAAUUAGCCGUGAGCAUCCUCGUCAUCGCCGUGGCCAGCAAUAUCGCUGCUUACUGCGGCCACAAUGUCAAUCAUAUGGAUCUCAGUCCGAAUUUUGCCGGUCCGCUUAUGGGAUUCACGAAUGCCAUAGCGGCUGCUUGCGGCAUUCUCGCACCGCUGAUCGCCGGCGUGAUUGUCACAGAUCCGACUAACAUUUUGCAAUGGCGAAGCGUGUUCUUCCUGUCGGCUGGAAUAUACAUAGUGGGCAAUUUAAUCUUUGUCCUAUUCGGCACCAGCAAAGUGCAAAAGUGGAAUGAUGAUAUUAAAAGCAAACGAGAUAGUAUCGUGCAUAAAGUAUCGAUGACACCAGUGACUGUCGCGACAAUACAGGAGGAAAGAAACAUCGAAAAAAUUCCUUGACAAUCAAAAUAGAAAAGCGUGAAAUUAUGCAACAUACACAACACUUGUUUGCCUUUUAAUUUUUAUUUUUUAAAAACUGUGUUCAUUUUAAAUGUGUGGAUAUAUGUGAUUUGCGCGCUAACUUCUAAAUGACUUAGAAUAUAUCAUCAUGCAUGUG